AUGGCUUCUUCACAAGUAGAAAUUGCCUCCUCUUCUCCAUUUGGCUAUGUUCUUAAUAAUAGAUGUUGUGCUACUAGUACUAGAGAUUCCAAUUCUUUCAAACAAAAUUUCAAGAAUUUGGUUCAAUCCCAUUUGCAUUCUUGUAAAGCUUUUCCAUCUGAUUGUUGUGAAAAUUCGCAAAACAAUGUUGAUUUAUUCAUAUGCAAAAAAACAGAAUUUGGUGGCAAGAAUCAAGAAAGUUGUGGUGGGGGUGUUUCUUCUCUUGUUAGAAAAUGGAAAGAUUUCGAAACAGAAUCGAAAAGUUUGAAUUUGGUUAAUAAUUAUGAGAAUUUGGGAUUUGUGUGUGAUGAUGAAUCUUGUUCCAUUGCGAUGAAAAGUGAAUGUGAUUGGGAAUCAGAUGAUAAAACAGAUAUAAGUAAAGAUUCUGAUUCUGAAGUCAAAGAAAGUGAGAGGUUGGGAGUUGCUGAUAUAAUCAAGAAACUCAAAUUUGAUAAUGGUGGUAAUGUUGUUGUUGCUGUCAAUGGUGGAUCAUCGUUGCCUCGUGUUAGGACAUCAUCAAUAAAGGAUCAUUCCGAAGGACAGAGGUGUAAUUUUUCACCGGUUUUGAGUUCACCUCGAUUCAUCAGGGGGCGCCAGGCAUUCAGUGAUUUGCUCUUGCAAAUGGAGCGCGAUAGGAGGAGGGAACUCGAAGGUCUUGUGGAACGUAAGGCGGUUUCCAAGUUCCAACAAAGAGGCAGAAUUCAGGCUUUGCUUCGAGUUAGACUCAUACGACAUGGUGCAGAAGUUAGAGGAGGCCAUUCAUUGAAGUGCUCAGCGUCUGAACCAAAUAAAUCGAAACAUUCUGCAAUUAUGCAUCUCAGGGAAAAGUUCAACACAGUAGGACAGCAUGGUCUUGCUGUUUCAAGAAACACCUCAAAAGAAGUAGCAGAAAGUAUCCAUGAGAGCGGAAGCCUCCCUUCCACACCAAAUCGACAACAUAAAGAGAAUAGUUAUCGGGACUUUAAAAGCUUAAGAAGCCACCAAAGAGAACUAGUUCGUAGUAACUCCGCGAAAGUAGGAACUGGAUUUUCAUUACAUCAGCAGAAAGAAGAGGAUCCACUUAAGGGGCAUGUGAAGGAGAGAGCAGGACUGCAGCAUGGUGUACUAGCCGACUCAAUAAGUACCUCUAUAACAUUGGGAGAUAAUACUCGAGACCCUAGCAUAUCUAAAAAAGAGAAUCAUCAUAAACCAAGAAGCCCCCAUAAAGAGGCCUUAGAUAACAAACCAAAAGUUGGAAUUAUUGCUAUAUCCAAUCAGCUACAAGAAGAGAAUCAUCGUGAGGAAGUACCCGAACAAGUAAGCCCCAGGAACGUGGCGCCUAGCAUACAAGUUGGAAACAGAUUUUCAUCACAUCAGCAGGGAGAAGGGGAUCGACAUAAGGAGCUUGUCAGGGAGAGAGCUGAAAUGCAGCCUGGUACAGCAUCGGGAGAAAAGGCUCGAGACCCUUGCACAUCUAAAGAAGAGAGUCAUCAUAAACCAAGAAACAACCAAAAAGAGGUGGUAGAUAACAUCCCAAAGGUUGGAACUUUUUGUAUAUCCAAUCAACCGUGUGAAGAGAAUCAUUAUGAGGAAUUAUGUAAGAAAUUAAGCUCGAGAAUUAUGGCAACCAGCAUACAGGUUACUAACUUGUCCGAAAAUCAGAAAGAGAUGGCAUGUAGCGCGAAAAAAUCAGAAGGUUCUUGUAUAUUAAAUCAACAUGACAUGAACCUUACCAGCUUACCGAGCUAUACUUGUCAAGCACAGAGCUUAGAUGAUAUCCCUGAAAAAGCUAGUUGGGGAAACACAAGUUCCGAAGCCAGCCAUAGCAACUUGUUGGAUUUUGUAGAUUCAGGAAGACCUCCUAAGCAUAGAGGCGAAAACAAGCAGUUUCCAGGGACUAGUGACUGCACGAAUCCUCAAAGCUACCGGGAGGAGGAAGCAACCAACCAGUGUCUAGUUGAAAGUUACAGUGGCUCGGUAAGUGAUUAUUCCCUCACAACUAGUGGAUGGGAUGAACUGCAGUCUAACUAUCAGCAAGACAAUGAAGAUUGGAUAAGUUAUAUUUCUCGUCCACGGAAAGAGUGGGAAGGUCUCAGGCAAGAAAGAUACCAAGAGAUGCUUGAUCCUUUCUCAAACAAUCAUGACAUACAACAACUUCUUCACCGGAAAAGUGUUUCAGUGUUUCUUACGAGUGGUUUGAGAGAGCAAAUUGAUCGAAUUAUGGCGUCUCGCUCACAACAACUACCAAAUGCAAGGAGCAGCCAUGUUGAGAAACAAGUACCAGCACAAGUGGCUGAAGAUGAGGAGGAGGAAGUGGAACAGAAUGAAAAAGAAGAAGAAGUAGAAUGGGGAUAUAACGAUGACUCUGAAGAUGACAUUAUCCCGAGCAGACAACGAUACAAUGAACCUGAAGUAUUAAUUCUUCAGAACACACCUUCACAGACUUCACAGUCAUGGAACACAAAUCCAUACCAGGAAGUUACUGAUGACUCAUAUCACUUCCCGUCUCCUUCUUCACUGCAAUCUCAAUCGUCUAAUAUAUACUCCCAACUAUGUUCUUCCUCCACUGGACACCCUUCAACUGAAAUGGAACUCAUAUAUGAAAUGAGAGGACAUAUGGAGCAACUCCACCAAGAGAUUUUUGAAAUACGAAGAUCUAUGAAGAGUUGUAUGAACAUGCAAAUGAAGUUACAACAUUCGAUUAAGCAGGACGUUGCAGCUGCAAUCAGUCAGUUAGGUCAAAACAGCAGGGGGAAUUCAGAUAAAAAGGGUUCAAACAAAGGAAAAUGCUGUAUUUGCAAUGAGGAGCCAGUUGAUUCUCUUCUUUACAGAUGUGGACAUAUGUGCACCUGUUUCUUGUGUGCACAUGAAUUGAUUUCCGGUAUUGGAAAAUGUCCAAUAUGCCAAGCUCCAAUAAUGGAUGUCGUGCGUGCAUAUGCUCAUUCAUGAUGUACAUGUGAACUUGAUUUUGUUCUGAAGGUCUGCCAGACAACAACC
Molecule: messenger RNA, 3015 nt
Organism: Solanum verrucosum
Lineage: Eukaryota; Viridiplantae; Streptophyta; Magnoliopsida; Solanales; Solanaceae
Exons: 7
Coding region: 1-2967 (988 amino acids)
Source: RefSeq, a predicted model, not a curated record